Messenger RNA from Macrosteles quadrilineatus (aster leafhopper), 873 nucleotides. Its product is annotated as ctenidin-1-like. The transcript has 2 exons. The coding region runs from base 72 to 788 and encodes 238 amino acids. NCBI's taxonomy places the organism in Eukaryota, Metazoa, Arthropoda, Insecta, Hemiptera, Cicadellidae. The record is from RefSeq and is a predicted model, not a curated record.
CAUCUGAGCAAACGGAACUUUGGUAUAUAAAAGUUGCUCAGACUUCAAUAGCAGCGUCAGGUACAUCCAUCAUGAGGUUCUUGAUAGUGUGUGCAGUCGCUGUGACGAUGGCCGUGGUGGUCUUCGCUGAGAUGGAGCCCAGGGGUUACGGUGGAUCCGGUGGCGGUGGAUACGGUGGUGGAUCUGGCGGUGGUGGAUAUGGUGGUGGAUCUGGCGGUGGUGGAUAUGGUGGUGGAUCUGGCGGUGGAAAGGCACAGGGAGGAAUGAAAUCCGGAGGCCAGAAGACUGGGGGAGGCUAUGGAGGUGGCUACGGCGGCGGGGAUUCCAAUGGAGAAAGUUUCAGCGGCAGCUUCGGUAGCGACAAAUCACAGGGAGAGAUGAAAUAUGGAGGCAGCCAAGACAAAAAGUACGGUGGUGGUUUCCAAAAGAGCGGCUCGCAAAAAGGUGGGUAUAAUGGUGGUUAUGGAGGUGAAGAAAAGUCUAAAAACGAUGGAGGAUAUGGUGGAAAUCAAGGGUAUGACAAGUACAACAAGGGUCAAAAGUCUGGAAACCAGGAAGCUUGUAAAGGAGGCAAACCCAGUUAUGAAGGUCAUGAAGACAGUGAAAAAGAUUAUGAAGGAGGUCAUGAUGAAGGUUAUGGUGGAGAUUAUAAACAAGAAGGAUAUGGUAAAAGCAACUCUGGUUACAGCCAAGGAGGUAACUCUGGAAACAGCGGAAAAGGUCCCCAAAAAGGACCCAAGUUCGGUGGAAUGGGUAAGGCCUACGGCAGUUACGGAAAAAAGAACUAGGAUUUUUCCAUUCAGAAUUUUUACAAAGCACAUAUUGUUAGUUAUGAUAUUUACUCUUAACACUAAUAAACUGUUUAAAUUCUUA